Molecule: messenger RNA, 2644 nt
Organism: Trametes versicolor FP-101664 SS1
Lineage: Eukaryota; Fungi; Basidiomycota; Agaricomycetes; Polyporales; Polyporaceae
Exons: 14
Source: RefSeq, a predicted model, not a curated record
CGAUGAGCAGCGCCGUCUCCCCGCUGGGUCCGAUUGACCCAGCCUCAGUUCCUGAGGCCGAGACGGAGAAGUCCGCGCCAUGGAUCGUCCGGAAGCUCGUGGGGUCGAUGACAGGCCGCAUUGUGCGGUCCUCAUGGGAGACCCUGAGGGCGUCUGGCACCAAUGUCGUCUGUUUGUCACCGUGGGGCGACUCGUCUCCCCUCCUUCUACCGUGCAUUCGGUUCAGGGAUCUUGCGGUGCACACUAUCAUAGCUGCGACCGGCGGCAUGGCCGCGGUCGCAGCACCAGUCAUGGGCCCCGUCUCGGACGUGGUGGUGUCCACGCUGGGGGACACCAUCUUAGUCGAGGUGGGCAUGCACGUCGGAUUCGAUCUCACCACCAAGGCUGCGAACGACCUCAUCUUCGACGGAGCGAUCAAGAAAGCAUUUCCUAUUCACUCGCGCAGGCUCGAGACGACCGGUGUGAAGACGAUGACAAUCACGCUCAAGUACAAACAUGUCCCUGAGGAUGCCUCGCUUGGGUUCUACCGCAGUGGACUGCACAAGGACAACUCGCUGUUCGCGAGCGUCAUGGACUACCUCGCGGUCGAGAAGGGCUGGUUCUCGCCAUACCUGUUCGCGAGCGGCCGCCGCCCCGUCAUCCCGCGCUCGGUCAAGCCAGAUGUCAUCUUUUGUCACGGUCCAUUCCUGUCCGGUGACUACAGGGUGGGCGAGGCGCUCCUCGCCGAGUCCGCGGCGGUCAUCUCGCUCAGUAAGGUCGUCGCCCCUCCUUCGGAGGAGCCAGCCGCUCCCCAGCCGCACUCCGCGCACAACCUCAACCUCCCGAACCUCUCGAACGUGUUCUCGCGCUCGCGCACCCCGUCGCCCGACCCGGCGCUCACCCCGCUUCCGCCGCCGCCGACGCCCCGGCGCCUCGCGGUAUUUGUCGUCGGGCUGAAGCCGCACCGCACGUUCUGGACAACGAGCGCGCGCCCGAGCGAGAGCGUCGUGCAGUAUCAGCUGCUGAACGGAUGCCCCGCGCUCGUCGUGCCUGCGAAGAUAGGGGCGCCGCUGCUGGCGUGGGACACGCUCACGCUGGAGCAGCUGUGGAAGGUCGCGUUGCCGGAGGGCGAUGCCUCAGAUGCGAAGAGCGCGGAGGGCAAAUUCGAGGGGAUUACGACCGUGCUGUACGAGUUCCUCGACCUGUGCACUGACUGGGAGCGGGUCGUGCUCUCAACGGAGCAGGCGGGCGAGGGAGAGGAUGUGCAGGACGGUACGGCGGUGGCGGACUUGGAGGAGAAGCGGGAGGCGCUGAAGGGCGCAAUCAAGGUGCUCGUCGCCGCUGCUAUCCGAAGCGGCGAAAGUAAGGAGGCUAAGAAGGAGGUCGAUAAGGAGAGAAGCGGAAUCGCUAUGUGGAGGAUUCCCUAGGUCUCGACGGUGCCACAGACAUGAGGCAGGCUUGGAAUAGGACACGCCGGAGGAACAAGGGCGCGAUACCUCUUCGAGUUCAUUCGACUCAAGGAAGUUAUACCAGUUCCUGGCUCUCUACUUGAAUUGCAAUUUGUAUCGAUGUACGCAAACUACUUCCAUUAAAACAUGCUCCCAGUCUGAGAGCGGAAUUGAAUCAUGACCCACAAAGUAGUAGACACGAUACGUAAACCACAAGGUCCCUAUCACAGAUUGAACGACUGCAAGAUGGUCUCUGUCGUAGCCCACAGUUCCUCCGCGAGCUCCUUGCUCUCAGCCUGCGGAGCAGGCGGUGGGACAAUCUUGCCAGGGGGGUCAAGGUACGCUCCCUUAUACUUGUCCCUUUCCGCCUUGACGAUCGGGGACGCGGCAGCGAAGGACGAUGCGUGUGCGCCCUCCGAGGCUGCAAAUAACAGCUUCCCGAUCACGAGCUUGAGGAUGGGCCCAAUGAUAGGCAUGGUCACGCCGGGGUCCUUCCUGACACCCUCUGUGUUGACCGCGCCGGGGUGAAGGGACAGGACGGUGAUGGGUAUCCCUUCGAAGUCGAGCCGUCUUUGCAGCUGCUUCGCGUAAAGCACGUUGGCAAGCUUGCUGUAAGAGUAUCUGUAGUAGUCGGAAAGCAUGCCGUUUCCAAACUUCUCGUUGAUGUCGUUGAUGUCCCGGUAGUGUACAUCCCGGCCUUUCAUCGCACUGAUCGAUUGGGACGCGACUAUGACUAUGCGGACGUCACUCUCUGGCUUCUUGGCCGUUUCGCUCAGGAGUGGCAGCAGCGCCUUCGUGAAAACGAACGGGCUGAUGUGGUUCACAAGCAUAUUCUGCUGGAUGCCAUAGGUGCUGUCAAUCUUGUAGGGAAUGCGCAUAACGCCUGCAUUGUUUACGAGAAUAUCCAGUCGUUUCUCCUUCGCAAGGAAUGUCUCCGCACUUGCCUUCGCCUUGCGUGGGUCGCUCAGAUCAAGCUCAAGCCAUUCCAGCUCUCCGUUCCCGGGCUGCAGUCCCUCGGCGCGCAAUCGCUCAAUUGCGGCUUUGGCACGCUCCUCACUGCGCGCGCCGAUAUAGACUUUCGCGCCGUGCCGCGCGAGGUUCUGCACAGUUGCAUAGCCGAUGCCGCUAUUGCCACCGGUGACGAUCGCGACCUUGCCUGUGAGGUCCGCGAGGUCCUUCGUUGGGUCGAACGCUGGCGUGCUGCUGGAAAAUAAGCC